UUUUAUCAUGUACAAUGUCGCAUGAGCCCUAUGUUAUGUAUGUACACACGUAUACCGGGAUGGCAUGUACCUCUGUACCUGUGCCCUCAUUCAUUGACACAAUGAAAACUGAAGAUUUAAUCCAAAGAGUAACCGUUGCCUGCCUGUGCUGCCUUCUCUGUAUCGGAGUUGAUCAUUUUGCUGGUGCAGACCAAGUCCAGCAGACUACACAACAGCAAGAUCAGCAGCAACAACAGCAGCGACAGCAACAACAAAUUUACAGAACUGGGGAGAGCAGCCCAAAGUCUAGCCAGAAUAAACAUGGAGAUGUCAGGGCAGCUAGUCCCGCACAAGAUGGACAGCUGAACCAAGAAAUAAUAAAUCAGGAAACCUCAAAUGAGAGGACUGGUGCUCCUGGUGGUCAGAGCCAACAGCAGCAACAACAACAACAGCAACAACAACAUCAUCAACAGCAGCACCAACCUAUUGUGCAGUCAGAAAAAGCAAACCGAAAAUCUCAAGCAGAACACCAAUCCCAACCCACUGGUUCAAACAUUCCACAACAGCAGCCGGUUAUUCAACAGCGAACACCACAGAACCAACAGCAGCAGUGGCAGUCACAGACGCAGGCUGUUAACCAACAACCUAAUGUGGACACAAGGACUGCACCACAGCAGACUUCUCAGCCCACCCAGGUUAAUGGAAACUUACCGCCAAGCUCAUCCAGUGAUCAAGGCACUGGCCAAUCAGUAAACACAAAUCAGAAGGUUCAGACAGAUCAGAGAUCUAACACCCCAAAUCAACAAAGCAAUACCAAUGCCCAACAGCAAGCAGCUGGCCCACAAAGUGUGCCUUCCAAAACCGAGACAAGUGGAGGUAUCCCAUCCAAGGAACAAAUGCUCAACCCUGAAAAAUUAGAGCAGUUACACGAAGAAACGGAACGGAGGUUGCAGAUGCUGCAACAGAAGCAUAAGCAGCAACAGGAAAUAUUAAAUAGGCAAAAACUGCAGCAGCAACAAGCACAGCAGCAACAGCAGCAACAUACUCCUCAACAGUCUCCUCAGCACCAGUCUACACCGCCUCAGCAUGUAUCUCCACAGCAGCAACAGGCAAAUGUGCAGCAACAAGCACAGCAGCAACAGCAGCAACACACUCCUCAACAGUCUCCUCAGCACCAGUCUACUCCGCCUCAGCAUGUAUCUCCACAGCAGCAACAGGCAAAUGUGCAGCAACAAGCACAGCAGAAACAGCAGCAACAUACUCCUCAACAGUCUCCUCAGCACCAGUCUACUCCGCCUCAGCAUGUAUCUCCACAGCAGCAACAGGCAAAUGUGCAGCAACAAGCACAGCAGAAACAGCAGCAACACACUCCUCAACAGUCUCCUCAGCACCAGUCUACACCGCCUCAACAUGUAUCCCCACAGCAGCAACAGGCAAAUGUGCAGCAACAGGCCGUUAAUCAACGACAGCAUGUUCAACAACAGCAUCCCCCACAGCAACCACCACUGCAACAGGGUCAACCUGUACAGCAACAGCAGCAACAGCCCAACCCUGCCCAGCAUCAGCAACAACGGCAACAGCAACCUCCUCAGCAACAUGCUGUGAAUCAGCCGCAGUCCUCAUCGCAACAGCAACAGACGCCACAGUCACAGCAACAGCAACAACCUUCAGUCAACCAGCAACCUCCCAGUCAGCAUGUGCAGCAGCCUCCACAGCAAGUACAACAGCUUCCUUCUCAACAGCAACAACAACAACAGCAGAAGGAACCACCCAAGGUACAGGAACCUCCUAAAUCCACACAGGCACAGCAAGCGCAGCAGCCAGUCUCACCACCUACACACCAUCAACAACAGCCUCCAGUGCAGCAGCAGCAGCAGCAGCAACAACCAGCCUCUCAACAACAAGGUAAUGCAGCAACAGGCUCAAGUCCAAAGUCGUCAGCAUCCAAGAUAGCCGGCACAGUGGAGGAUGGCAGUAAAGAUGAGUUUACCCCAAUGCCCCUAGCAGCACCACCACUACAGCAGCCAAAGAUUGAAGAUGAUGAAACAUUGUUUGGAAAAAGACCAGAAGAUCCCAAGGAAGCUGAAAUUUGGGAAAAAGCUAAUCAGAUGUACAAGGACGCUUUGCCGUUGAUCAAUGGGAGCAAAGAGAUGAUUAAACGUGGGUAUGGAUUACUAAGGGAUGCAGCGUACCUGAACAAUGCCAAAGCCCAGGAGUUGGUUGGCUAUUCCUACAUGGUCGGUAACCAUCUACCCAUGAACCACAGCGGUGCAGAAGAGAUGUUCCUGCGACUUGCUGAAAAAGGGAUUCCAAAAGGCCAAACGGGUUUGGGCUUUUUGUAUGCCAACGGCAUAAGCUUCAACUCCAGCCAAGCUAAAGCACUGGUGUUCUUCACAUUUGCCGCUUUAGGAGGUGAUCCCCAUGCCCAAAUGAUUCUGGGGUAUCACUACUGGUCUGGUAUCGGGGUGACUCAACACUGCGAGACUGCACUGACAUACUACAGGAAAGUGGCUAAUACAGUUGCCGAUCAAGUCUCACACAGCGGCGGAUCAGUGGUGCAGCGGAUUCGACUGUAUGAUGAAGAUGAGAAUACAGGAUCCCAUGGAGGUGUCUUAGAUGAGGACCUGAUUCAGUAUUACCAAUUCCUUGCUGACAAGGGGGACACCCAGGCCCAGGUCGGGCUUGGCCAGUUGCACUAUCAAGGUGGGCGUGGUGUUCAUCAGAACCACAUGAGGGCAUUUGAGUACUUCACACAAGCGGCAGAGGCUGGGGAUCCAACAGCACAAGCUUUCCUAGGAAAGAUGUACUCCGAGGGAAGCCCGGUGGUUAAACAGAACAACUUGACUGCCUUCCAGUACUUCAAGAAGGCAGCAGACCAGAACAACCCUAUUGGACAGAGCGGUCUUGGUUUGAUGUACAUGUAUGGACGUGGCACUACCCAGGACUAUAACAAGGCCUUCCAGUACUUCCAAGCAGCCGCCGACCAGGGCUGGGUGGAUGGACAGCUGCAACUCGGCACGAUGUACUACAGUGGUCUUGGUGUGCGACGAGACUACAAGAUGGCUGUCAAAUACUUCAACCUUGCCUCUCAAUCUGGACACAUCCUGGGCUUCUACAACUUGGCUCAAAUGCAUGCGACUGGUACUGGCGUCAUGCGGUCUUGCCACACAGCAGUGGAGUUGUUCAAGAAUGUGGCAGAGAGGGGCAAAUGGUCUGAGAUGUUGAUGGAGGCCCACGACUCAUACAAGAAUCACGACGUCCACUCAGCACUCAUGCAGUACUCGUUUGCAGCCGAGCUAGGGUACGAGGUCGCUCAGAGCAACGUGGCAUUCAUCCUGGACCAAGGCGAUACCUCACUAUUUGGUGUCAAUGAGACGUACCAACGAGCUCUGCUUCACUGGCAGAGGGCAGCAGCACAAGGCUACACCAAUGCCAGAGUGAAGCUUGGGGACUAUCACUACUACGGAUACGGCACCGACGUAGACUACGAAACGGCAGCCCUUCACUACAGGCUAGCCUUUGAACAGCAACGCAAUGCCCAGGCCAUGUUCAAUCUGGGCUACAUGCAUGAGCAGGGACUAGGCAUGAAAAGGGAUAUUCACCUUGCCAAACGUUUCUACGACAUGGCUGCUGAGACCAGUGCUGACGCCUACAUUCCCGUCAUGAUUGCUCUGGCCAAGUUGGGCAUCCUGUAUGCUUGGCAGUACUUGCAGGACUUUGAGUAUGCGGAGCAGUGGAGUCAGCUGGACAUGGAGGCCAGGUUUGGACCUCACUGGGACAUGUACCUGGUUACCAUUCUCUUGGGCUUCAAUGUCAUCCUGGGUCUCUAUGUCCUCGCCAGACGCAAUUAUCUCUAGACCCUUCCAAAGAGAGCAGCCCCUCAGUUUCUUUUCUCAUCACUGGAUUCUGAUGAUUAUUAUGUGGUGUUAUCUGUUUAGUGUUUUGUUCUCAGUGAAUUUUAUUCUUAACCUGGUGUUUUUGUUUUAUUAUUUUUUUAAAUGGGUUUUAUUCUUUGACGAGUUUUGGAACCAGUUUUAUGGUCACUGCAAAGUGGAGGAUUGCCCCAUUUAUUUGCUUUUUGAGUCCAAAAAUAACAGCAGAUAGAAGAGUUAUAAAUUAAAUAUACACUGGCAGGUUAUCUAACUUGCUUAGCAGAGCAUUCCUAUGUUAAGCAUAUUUGCAGGUUUGCCAGCUUUAGGACAUUUGCUCCAAGCUCUUUUAUUCUCAAGAACAGUGUGUUUGCCACUGUUUUUAUUAUUGUCGUCUUUUGAAAUUGAAAUUAAGUCUUGCACAUCUGGGCAUGUUCGUCUCACUUCAUAAGGCAUUGCAGACAAUAUCACCACAUUAUGUUUGGCUAGUAUACCGUUGUGAUCAGAAAAUAUCACCCGUACAGUCAGAUCAAACUACACGUGUGCAAAUCACCAAUACUUAGGCCUAGACCAUUCUUCUCUGUUUGUUUUAGUUUUCAGCCUGAAGCCAUAUUGCGCGAAAAUAAAACCGGAUCCUUUCUUCUGUUUUUCUGUUGUAAAUAUCAGUUUAUGUUAUCAUAAUUGCCUGAUUACAGACAACUACAGCUAUUUGUUCCAACAUGGACUGAAUCUGUUUCUUUGUUCAAAAGCGGCUGUCAUAUUAUACUUACUACAAGCUUCAGUCGCCCACGGAACUUAGACUUGAUUGAGUUAGUUGAUCACAUACAAAGAUUGGCAGAUCACAGAAGGCAUCAUGCGUGAAUGCGGACAUAGGCCUAGUACUUGUGUUAAUUUUGUUUUUCAUAGCGUCGUAAAUUGAUAAUUAAACUAUUGAUGUCAUACUAUUUGAAAGCAAACUUCGUUUUAUUCUACGCGCCACAUUGUAGUACAUUGUAGUUAACAUUGUCAGUUAACCGUUUAAUUUAUAAUUGGCUCGAAGAUGCCUUAUUUUGAUCAGUUUGGCACGGUGAGAUUCAAAGACAACAUUCAAAUGGCAUUGUUGCGUAAACUUUUCCUUUUAUCGGCAUAGUGGUGAAAUUUAAUAUUGGGUGGUGGGGGGGGGUUGCUGAAAACCUUAACUUCCUAAAACUAAGGUGACAUUCUGUGUCAUUUACUCCCCCAUUGGAUUUUCCAGUGCUUUGAUCACUUUAUUAAUUCGUUUAGCAGUGGAAUUUAAUUUAUUUACAGAAUUUUGAUAAGAUAUAACAUGUACAUUUUUAAAGGUGUAAACAGCUUUAGAGAAACAGGUGUAAUCAAAUUGCCUGGGCGUCCAAUUUGCUUGGUAUACUGGGAGUCGCUUCAUCCUGUUCACUAAAUUGAAUGCAUUAAUUUUCAGAUCAUGUUUGCUUUGUUCAAGGAAAGUUUUGCCUGUCGAACAAGCAUGAAAUUGACGGGUAUGUUUGAUUAAAGUUCACAGGUGUGAAAAUUAAACGUU
Molecule: messenger RNA, 5382 nt
Organism: Acanthaster planci (crown-of-thorns starfish)
Lineage: Eukaryota; Metazoa; Echinodermata; Asteroidea; Valvatida; Acanthasteridae
Biological process (GO): ERAD pathway
Cellular component (GO): endoplasmic reticulum membrane
Molecular function (GO): protein binding
Source: RefSeq, a predicted model, not a curated record